AUGGCAACUAUGAAGGCUGUAAACUAUAUCGGACCUCACAAGGUCCAGGUCCAAGAGGUCGAAAAGCCCAAGCUGGAGCAUCCAGAUGAUAUCAUCGUCAAAGUCACAACUGCUGCAAUCUGUGGCUCGGACCUGCACAUGUACGAAGGCAGAACCGCCGCAGAACCAGGCAUCACAUUCGGACAUGAGAAUAUGGGGAUCGUGGAGGAACUGGGUCAAGGUGUAACAAUUCUCAAGAAGGGCGAUCGAGUUGUCAUGCCAUUCAACGUCGCUGAUGGUCGGUGUCGCAACUGCGACGAGGGAAAGACCGCAUUCUGCACCGGUGUCAAUCCAGGAUUUGCGGGUGGUGCUUAUGGCUACGUUGCCAUGGGUCCCUAUCGAGGAGGCCAGGCUCAAUACAUCCGCGUUCCUUACGCCGACUUCAAUGCUCUCUUGUUGCCACCAGGAACGGAACAUGAAGCGGACUUUGUCCUUCUGGCCGACAUUUUCCCAACUGGCUGGCACGGUGUGGAAAUCUCUGGCUUCAAAUCUGGCGAAAGCAUAGCAGUUUUCGGCGCAGGUCCAGUGGGCCUGAUGGCCGCCUACUCCGCACAAUUACGCGGCGCAUCUCGCAUUUUCGUAGUAGACCGUGUCCCAGAAAGACUGGCAGUUGCCAAGAAAAUCGGGUGUAUCCCGAUUGAUUUUACGCUGGGAGACGCUGUUGACCAGAUCAUCCGCCUCAACGACGGGAUGGUCGAUCGCUCCGUCGAUGCUGUCGGGUAUCAGGCUGUCAAUGCAACCGGUUCCGCAGAGAAGCCAAAUAUUGUCCUUGAGAACAUGAUUCGCGUGACGAGGGCUUGUGGAGGAAUGGGUAUUCCUGGACUUUACGUGCCUAGCGACCCGGGUGCAUCUGACGACACCGCCGCAAAGGGCCUGGUUAGUCUCAGUUUUGGGAAGUUAUUCGAGAAGGGCCUGUCUCUCGCCACCGGACAAUGCAACGUCAAAGCCUACAACCGAUACCUACGAGAUAUGAUUGUCGCUGGCAAGGCCAAGCCGAGCUUUGUUGUUUCACACGAGGUGUCGAUCGAUGAUGCAGAGAUUGCAUAUCACAAGUUCGAUAAAAGGGAGGAUGGAUACACAAAGGUACUGCUGCAUCCGAAUGGAAGUAUUGACCAGAUCAGUGCGAAAAUUUGA
This is a messenger RNA of Aspergillus chevalieri, 1173 nucleotides long. RefSeq names its product glutathione-independent formaldehyde dehydrogenase. Gene Ontology annotation, molecular function: zinc ion binding; oxidoreductase activity. The transcript is spliced from 8 exons. The coding region runs from base 1 to 1173 and encodes 390 amino acids. NCBI's taxonomy places the organism in Eukaryota, Fungi, Ascomycota, Eurotiomycetes, Eurotiales, Aspergillaceae. The record is from RefSeq and is a predicted model, not a curated record.